AAACUUAGGGUAAACUUGGGGAAAGAUAGCUGGGGCUUUGAGCCUAGAGUGACUUGGACCCUGGGAUUUGAAGGGCAGUGCGUGUUUCUCCUGGCAGGCUCAGACCCAGUUAUCUUUGGCAUUAAUGAGUGAAAAAACAUGCGGAAAUUUUACAGCUGGGUUCCCGGACUUGAAUUGUGCCUUUGGGCUGUGGGCCCUGCUGGGGGUGGUGACCCUGUUGCUGCUUUUAGCACUGGCUGAACACCUAGUCCGAUGCACCAGAGAGAAGACAACGGCUUUCCAGGGACAGGAAAGCCCAAAGAGGCCUGUGGAAGAGGUACCACUUUAUGGGAACCUGCCAUACCUGAAAACAGGGCAGCUACCACAGAAGCCAGGGCCUAUGCUGCAGGAGCAAUCAGCAGGAGAAAUCUCACGAGCCGGGGAGGAAGCCAUGUGCUAUGCCAGCCUGCAGCUUCAGCCUCCUCAGGGGCGCCCCCCAGGUCCCAGCACGGGGCCACCCAUCAAGUACUCAGAGGUCAUGAUGCUGGAGCCUGAGCAGCCUGCCCCCACACCCCAGCUCCCAGAGCCCGAACUCUACGCCUCUGUGGGCUCCCAGACCCGCCGGGCAGCCUUUCCUAAUGAGGACUAUGCCAACAGCCAGCCUGCAGAUGGAUGAUUGGAAGACCCAGAACUAAGUAUCAAAUGCUUCUCGGGGGAGGCAAGAGAGGAAAGAGGCCAGUGUCCAUGGGAAGAAGCCCUAUUUUGACCUUCCCUUUCAACCCACAGUUGCUUUAAUUUGAGUUAUGACCAUGGGAGAUAGCAGGGGAAUGGCUUCUUUGGAGAACCAGAAAUUAACCCCCAACAGAUAGAAGCCUAUCUGUCUAUACCAGGGGGCAGGGGACGCUUCCAGCCCUGACAUGAGACCAACUCCACCUUCAAACUCCCCCUGCUUGGGUGGAUAUCGUUUUCAUAACCCUCCCAGCUCUGUUCCUCUGAGGUUAACCAGUUCCGGACCCAACUACACUUCUCUAGUUUCUUCAAAAAUACAGGAAGUGGUAAUGGUGUUUUGGGGGUUGGGGGAUGGGUGGGCAAGCACAUGUAUCUGUGUGCAUCUGAGAAGGCCUGAGCGCCUGGGAGCAUCUAUGCAAGAACAUGUAUGUAUACAUGGGAGCACAAGAGAGCAAGCACAGAUGUGAGAGCCCAUGUGAGCCAAGGGUGUUUGCCUGUAUGUGUGAACAAGUGUCAUUCUGGCCAACUACAAGCAAGAUGACGGGGAUGCCUGCAACAUUCAUAUUCAGCCUCUAAGACAGGUUCCAAGAAACUGAAAGAACAGGGUGGAGUCAGGGGCACAGUCUCCUCUCCUGCUGUUUUCAUUUUUUAAUCAAAUAAUCUCUCACUGUAAAAAAAAGGAUGCAUGUUUCUCUUUUAAAUUAAAUAUUUUCUAAAAUA
This is a messenger RNA of Dromiciops gliroides (monito del monte), 1428 nucleotides long. It is a transcript of the gene SIT1, whose product is annotated as signaling threshold regulating transmembrane adaptor 1. Gene Ontology annotation, cellular component: plasma membrane. The record is from RefSeq and is a predicted model, not a curated record. NCBI's taxonomy places the organism in Eukaryota, Metazoa, Chordata, Mammalia, Microbiotheria, Microbiotheriidae. Gene Ontology annotation, biological process: regulation of T cell activation; signal transduction; T cell homeostasis. The transcript has 5 exons. Gene Ontology annotation, molecular function: kinase binding. Bases 125 to 655 code for a protein of 176 amino acids.